UCCCGCGCCCUCUCCACCCACUCUCUCUCUCCACCGUUGGAUUCGUAAGGAUGUGUGCGAGCCUCGGGAUCCGGUCACCGCGCUCGUGCCUCCUCCGCCCCAGCGCCGCCGCCGCCGCCGCCGCCGCCGCCGCCCCCCGCCUCCCUCCGCCGCGCUCCCUGCGGAUCCCGGGCGCCCGCCGCGGCGGCGCUCUCCGGCCACCGCCGCUCAUGGCGCGGCGGCGCCGUCGGCGGGAGGGCGAGGGAGGAGGUGAAAGGGGAGGGGACGAGCUCGUGCGGACGCUCUUGAUCGACAACUACGAUAGCUACACCUACAACAUAUACCAGGAGCUCUCCGUUGUUAAUGGCGUGCCACCUGUGGUGGUUCGUAAUGACGAGUGGGCAUGGGAAUGCAUACGCUUUUGGCUAUAUGAAGAGGAGGCUUUUGAUAAUAUAGUCAUAUCACCUGGACCCGGUACUCCCGCUUGCCCAGCGGACAUAGGAAUUUGUCUGCAAAUACUUCGUGAGUGUGGAGAUAUUCCAAUAUUAGGUGUUUGCCUUGGCCACCAGGCCUUAGGUUUCAUUCAUGGUGCACAAGUUGUUCAUGCUCUUGAACCAGUACAUGGACGUCUCAGUGAAAUAGAACAUACAGGGUGUGAGCUUUUCAGUCAUAUUCCAUCAGGCAGAAACUCUGGAUUCAAGGUUGUGCGGUAUCAUUCACUUGUAAUUGAUGCAGAAUCGCUCCCUAAUGAUCUUAUUCCUAUAGCAUGGACUACGUCUCUUCGUACACUCUCUUUUCUUGAGAGUGACCGGCCAGCUGCGAUGAAUGGUUCCCUCUGGGGUCGGCCACAUGAACUCUGCACAAUUGACCUUUUGGGUCGGCCACAUGAACUCUGCACAAUUGACCUUUUGGAUAAUAUUAAUGCAAGGGGUAUUAAGUAUACUGAUGACUUACACUGCAAAAAAGUCCUUAUGGGUGUCAUGCAUUCUACGAGACCUCAUUAUGGCUUACAGUUCCAUCCUGAGAGUAUUGCUACUUGCCAUGGAAGACAAAUAUUCAAGAAUUUUAAGAAGAAGACUAUUGAAUUUGGACUGAGGACAUCAUCGCGUCAUGAAAGAAAGGGGUCUCAUGCAUGCCAAUCAUCGGGUUUCGCUUAUAAUGAGCUAUUGCAGUUCAAAGCAAAAAAUAAGGAUCACUUAGAUAUGCUUGCAACCUCUCCAUUAAGAAGCAGCACCAAGCAUUUGCAAUUGCAAUGGAAGAAGAUUGAUAACUUAGUAAGCCGCGUGGGUGGCUCGGCGAAUAUAUUCUAUGAGCUGUUUGGAUAUUGUAAUUCUGAAGAGACAUUUUGGCUGGACAGCUCCUCAACAGAUCAGAAUAGGGCACGGUUUUCAUUCAUGGGUGGUAAAGGAGGUCCAUUGUGGAAGCAACUAACUUUUCGCCUCUCUGAUCAAAGUAAAGCAACAAGUAAAUUUGGAGGUUACCUUUCUAUUCAAGAUGUCCACGGAUCUGUGAGCACAAGGUUUCUCAAGAACGGGUUUUUGGAUUUCCUUAAUGAGGAACUUCAGUCGUUUCAAUAUGACACAAAAGAUUAUGAAGGAUUGCCUUUCGACUUCUGUGGUGGAUUUGUUGGCUUCCUUGGGUAUGGCCUUAAAGUUGAAUGUGGAGCGUCAUCUAACAAAUACAAAUCAACCACUCCAGAUGCCUGUUUUUUCUUUGCUGAUAACCUUGUAGCGAUCGAUCAUGACAAUGGAGACGUAUAUAUUCUAUCAAUCCAUGAUAUUCAUAGUGACAGAUCAAAUGAUAAAUCAUGGUUGAUUGAGGCAGAGAGGAGGCUUCUCAGGUUAAGUACUAUAGGCUCAACGAGAAUAAACCUCAAAGAGCAACGACUGUCUAGUAGCUCAGUUCCAAACAAGGGAAGUUUUGUUGUUGAAAAAUCAAAGAAUCAGUAUAUAAAAGAUGUCGAGAAGUGCUUGAAGUUAAUCAGAGAUGGUGAAAGCUAUGAACUGUGUUUAACAACACAAAUGAGGAAAAGGGUUGGUAAUAUAAAUGCUCUAAAACUGUACUUUAACCUAAGAGAGCAAAAUCCGGCCCCUUAUGCGGCUUGGUUGAAUUUUGCUGAAGAAAAUCUAUGUAUCUGCUGCUCUUCUCCUGAAAGGUUUCUGCGAUUGGACAAGAGCGGUACUCUGGAGGCGAAACCUAUUAAAGGUACUAUAGCACGGGGCAGAACACCUGAAGAAGAUGAACAACUUAGAUUACAGCUGCAAUACAGUGAGAAAGACCAGGCAGAAAACCUAAUGAUUGUUGAUCUUCUAAGAAAUGAUCUCGGCAGAGUCUGUACUCCUGGCAGCGUGCGCGUCCCUCGCCUAAUGGAAAUUGAAUCGUACGCGACUGUCCACACUAUGGUAAGCACAAUCCAAGGCAGGAAAAAACCCGACUUGAGCCCAAUGGACUGCGUAAAAGCUGCUUUUCCAGGAGGAUCAAUGACCGGUGCACCCAAAAUUAGGUCGAUGGAAAUUCUUGAUUCGCUAGAAAACUGCUCGAGGGGUGUUUAUUCUGGAUCAAUCGGAUUCUUUUCAUACAAUCAGACUUUCGAUCUAAAUAUUGUGAUUCGGACUGUCGUUUUACACAAUAGUGAAGCGUCGGUGGGGGCCGGCGGGGCUAUUGUAGCAUUAUCGAAGCCUGAGGACGAGUUUGCUGAGAUGAUGUUGAAAGCAAAGGCGCCUACCAAAGUUGUCGAAUUGUGCAACAGAGAAGUGGAUAUUCAUAGUGGCUCGUGCAAAGAGGUUGUUACCUGAUGAAAGGCUUAAUAAGUUAAGGGUUAGAACUUACACAGGAAAUUUGUUACACUACACAAUUAUCACCUGCUUUUUUUUUUUUUUUUCCCUUCCCCUUUUGCUACAUUCAUUUUACUCAUAUGGGGUUACGAGAUUGUAAUAAUAAGGAAUGAAAGUGGAAAUGAUGCUUAUUUUCCAUGUAGAAGGAUCUGGGACCUCUUAUAAUUAUUUAACAGAUGGAACCACAGCAAAACAAUGAGAACCUGAGGAAAUUUUUUGUUUAA
Molecule: messenger RNA, 3037 nt
Organism: Ananas comosus (pineapple)
Lineage: Eukaryota; Viridiplantae; Streptophyta; Magnoliopsida; Poales; Bromeliaceae
Product: probable aminodeoxychorismate synthase, chloroplastic
Exons: 13
Coding region: 51-2774 (907 amino acids)
Biological process (GO): L-tryptophan biosynthetic process; folic acid-containing compound biosynthetic process
Source: RefSeq, a predicted model, not a curated record